CAGUGACCAGGAGUUAAACCUUGGGAUGUGCACACAAUGUUGGACAACAAGGACUUAGAAGCUGAAAUCCACCCCUUGAAGAGUGAAGACAGAAAAUCACAGGAAAAUCUGGGUAACCGACUGAAAAAUGAAGAUAACUUGAAGAGCACACCUCCACUUUCCCGGCUCUCCCGAUGCCGAACAGUGGCAUUUUUUCUUUCAUUGUUUCUCUGCCUUUUUGUGGUAUUUGUCGUCUCAUUCAUUAUCCCAUGUCCUGACCGACCUGUAUCACAGCGAAUGUGGAGGAUCGAUUACAAUAUAGCAGUCACCUAUGACUUUCUGGCUAUGGAAGACAUAAACAAUGACAAGAUCCAAGAUGUUCUCUUUCUUUAUAAAAAUAUCAACAGUAGCAGCAAUUUCAACCGAUCCUGCAUUGACGAAGGCUUCUCCUCUCCUUGUACCUUUGCAGCUGCUGCAUCAGGAGCCAAUGGCAGCUUGCUCUGGGAGAGGCCUGUGGCCCAGGAUGUGGCCGUCGUGGAGUGUGCUGUGCCCCAGACAAGGGACGGCAAGGCUGCUUCUGCCUGCAUCCUCGUGGACAGACCUGGUUCUUUCAUUGCAGUCAACCUGUUCACAGGGGAAACCCUGUGGAGCCACGCCAGCAGCCUCAGCCAGAAUGCCUUCAUCCUGAGGCCCCUGCUCCAGGUGCCUGACGUGGACGGCGAUGGGGCCCCAGACCUGCUGAUGCUCACCCAGGAGGAGAAGCAGGUGAACAGUUACAUCUACUCAGGCAGCACCGGGCUCCAGAUUGGCCACAGAGGCAGCCUCGGUGUGGAUGGAGAAAGUGGCUUCCUCUUGCAUGUCACCAGGACUGGCGCUCACUACCUCCUCCUUCCCUGUGCAAGUUCCCUCUGCGGCUACUCUGUGAAGGGUCUCUAUGAGAAGGUGGCCCAGGGAAAUAGCCCAUUCAAGAAAGACCCCCUGUGGGAGGACAUGCUCAACACCACCACCCACCAGGUGCUUCCACACAGCUCUGGUGCAGUGCACCACCUGAUGCAUGUCCCAGGGAAAGCUGGCGCAGAUGUGCUCCUUGUGGGCUCGGAGGCCUGUGUGCUGCUGGAUGGGCAGGAGCUGAUGCCCCGCUGGACUCUCCGUAUGGCCCCAGGCCUGAGAAGACCUGUCUUCGGCUACUACAAACCAGACACCUUAGCCGUGGCUGUUGAAAAUGGAACCAGCAUUGACAGACAGAUCCUGCUUCUAGACCUCAGCACUGGGGCCAUCCUGUGGAGCCAGGCCCUCCCAAGCCUUCCUGGGGGCCCACCGUCUGCCAGUCUUCCCACUGCAGACCACCGCUCAGCCUUCUUCUUCUGGGGCCUCCAUGAGCCAGUUGGCACCAAUGAGACGGAGGCCAGGGGCGCCCAGCAUAGCCUGUACAUGUUCCACCCCUCCUUGCCCCACGUGCUGCUGGAGCUGACCAGCAUCUCCACCCCCAUCAUUGCCUUUGACGUGGUCCUGUUUGAGCCAAGCCGCCAUGCCGCCCUCGUCCUCCUCAUGGGCCCAGCCAGCUCGGACACACCUGGUCUGGUCUCUGUGAUCAAGCACAAAGUGCGAGACCUUGUCCCCAGCAGCAGGGUAGUCCACCUGGGUGAGAGAGGGCCAGACAGUGACCAGGCUGUCAGAGACCGAUUCUCCCGGCUGCGGUACCUGAGUGAGGCGUAAACAUGCAUCAACCAGACCCUGUGAGAGAGAAGAGACUUUGCCUGCUGACAUUAGCCAUCCAGGAAGCCAGCCCAUCCCUGGGCCUCCAUGCUGGCUUUCCCACUCCUGCCCCCUAUGGUGGUCUCCACUGGGGAACUGUGGUCUUACCAGGGACAUACGUGGGCGAGGGGAUACCCAGGGCUCCUUUCCUCCUGCCCAGCGCCCCAUGUCUCCCAGGUCCCCACACAAGGUCUCACUCUGCACCCCAGCUGGUACUGCUCGUGGCAGGCUGCCUUCAUGGAGGUCUUCCUGGGCCACUCGGACAGAGUACUCUGGCAGCACCCAUCUGUACCUGUGGCCAGGUCAGAGGCCAUCAUGGUGGGAAAAGCCAGGGCAUCUCUGGGGACGUGCUGCCCUGCCUCAUCCUGCAGAAGUUCCUUCCCUUCCUGUGUAGAUCUGGGCACCAUCCCCAGGAGUCACAGAGCUCAGGGCGUGAGCCCUGGGGUGGCUUCAGGCAACAGCUGGAACCUAAGACAGCUCCAACCCCAGGCAUCCCCAGAGCCUAGAGGGGCCCCAUCUGGCUCGGUGGUGUGGUGGGGGGAGUGGGGCUCCUGACAUGGUGGCUGGGGCCAGCAGCUGCUCACAGGUGCCCUGGGGUGCUUGCAGCCCAUGUGCCGACUGCUUGUGCUAUGAGUGUCCCGGGGAACUGGCCAUGGAAUGCACUUAGGGUCAGUCAGGGCCCUUCAGUACACACUGGAGCUGCCUGUGCCCCUGUGCGGGGCAGUCUCCUUACCUCUCCCCUGGUGCUCACACUGGACCAGUCGGUGUCACUGACAGGACUCACCUCUGUGCCUUGCUGAGGCCUGAGGGCAGCAUGGUGCUCUGUGCUGCUCGGGCAACAGGGUCCAGCUCCGCAGCCAAAGCAGCCAAAGCAGCCUGACUGCCCCAGUCACCAGGAUAAAACCAGAAUAAACAUUUCUUC
This is a messenger RNA of Carlito syrichta (Philippine tarsier), 2656 nucleotides long. It is a transcript of the gene FAM234A, whose product is annotated as family with sequence similarity 234 member A. The record is from RefSeq and is a predicted model, not a curated record. NCBI's taxonomy places the organism in Eukaryota, Metazoa, Chordata, Mammalia, Primates, Tarsiidae. The transcript is spliced from 11 exons. Bases 37 to 1695 code for a protein of 552 amino acids.